CGGUCAAAAUGGCGGUGGUGUUGAUGUGCGGGCGCCGGGAGCUUCUCCGCCUGCUACGGCCGCAGCGUCAGCUCCACAACGUCGCAGGGCCCUCACAGUGGCCCCGGAAACCACUGACCGCGGGGGUCCUGUUCCCAGCCGGCCGGUGCCCACACCAUGUGCUCCUCACGGUCCCUGGCCCCCGUGGCUUCAGUAUCUCUGCCAUUUCGUUUGCAGAAGCCCAGGUUCAGGCCCCUCCGGUCAUUCCUGCAACUCCCUCACCCACAGCAGUACCUGAGGUGGCUUCUGAAAAGAUUGCGGAUGUAGUCCAAGCUGCUGCAGAACAGAGCUUCACUGAACUGGGCCUGGGAUCAUAUACCCCAGUGGGAAUGAUCCAGAACCUACUGGAAUUUAUGCAUGUUAACCUGGGCCUACCCUGGUGGGGAGCCAUUGCUGUGUGUACCGUCCUUGCCCGCUGCCUGGUGUUUCCUCUCAUUGUGAAGGGCCAACGAGAGGCAGCCAAGAUCCACAACCACUUGCCAGAGAUCCAGAAGUUUUCCACUCGAAUCAGAGAGGCCAAGUUGGCAGGAGACAAUGCUGAGUUUUACAGGGCCUCCUCGGAGAUGACGUUGUAUCAGAAAAAGCAUGAUAUUAAACUCUUUAAACCUCUCAUUCUACCUCUGACUCAGGCACCGAUCUUCAUCUCCUUCUUCAUUGCCUUGAGAGAAAUGGCCAACCUUCCUGUGCCCAGCCUACAGACAGGUGGCCUGUGGUGGUUCCAGGAUCUCACACUAUCUGACCCCACCUACAUGUUACCACUGGUAGUCACUGCUACAAUGUGGGGUGUCCUUGAGCUAGGUGCUGAGACUGGUGUACAAAGUUCUGACCUUCAGUGGAUGAGAAAUGUUCUGAGAGUGAUGCCCCUGGCAGUCUUGCCCAUAACUAUCCAUUUCCCCUCGGCAGUGUUCAUCUAUUGGUUCUCCUCAAAUAUGUUUUCCCUGGGCCAAGUGGCUUGCCUCCGGAUUCCAGCUGUACGCUCUGUUCUUAAAAUCCCCCAGCGUGUUGUGCAUGACCCCAGCAAAUUACCUCCACGGGAAGGCUUCAUAGAGAGCUUCAAAAGAGGCUGGAAGAGCGCUGAAAUCAACCAUCGGAUACAAGAGCGUGAACGGCGCAUGCAGAAUCACUUGGACCUAGCAGCCAGAGGUCCUUUACGACAGACCUUUACCCACAACCCACUGCUACAGCAUGGGAAAAAUCCCCCUCCCAGCACCCCUAACAGCAGCUGCGACAAACCAAAGUCAAAGCAACCCUGGCGUGACACACUUGGCUGAAUUCUGUUCCCUGCUCAUACUGACGUUAAUUCUUGUUUCUCCAAAGACUCGGCCUUGGAACAAGACUUGAUGCUGGAUACUUGCCCCAGACCUAGAAACUGUGGGACAUGGAGGUGUUCGUUUUAAAAGUGGAUUACACUAUAAACUCUUACAUCUAAGUAUAAAAGAAUACUGGGGAGCAAAGUGAGCUUCCCAUGCACAGAAUCAGUAAACCUCUGUACUAUAUGUUGCUUCUUGAUACUUAUUAAAUGGGGAGAUGGAUUGUGUGCUUCAGAAAACUAAA
This is a messenger RNA of Molossus molossus (Pallas's mastiff bat), 1593 nucleotides long. It is a transcript of the gene OXA1L, whose product is annotated as OXA1L mitochondrial inner membrane protein. Gene Ontology annotation, molecular function: membrane insertase activity. Gene Ontology annotation, biological process: protein insertion into mitochondrial inner membrane from matrix; mitochondrial respiratory chain complex IV assembly. The transcript is spliced from 10 exons. Gene Ontology annotation, cellular component: mitochondrial inner membrane. NCBI's taxonomy places the organism in Eukaryota, Metazoa, Chordata, Mammalia, Chiroptera, Molossidae. The record is from RefSeq and is a predicted model, not a curated record. Bases 9 to 1310 code for a protein of 433 amino acids.